This is a messenger RNA of Seriola dumerili (greater amberjack), 1756 nucleotides long. It is a transcript of the gene endouc, whose product is annotated as poly(U)-specific endoribonuclease-C-like. Bases 99 to 1040 code for a protein of 313 amino acids. The record is from RefSeq and is a predicted model, not a curated record. Gene Ontology annotation, molecular function: RNA endonuclease activity. Lineage: Eukaryota; Metazoa; Chordata; Actinopteri; Carangiformes; Carangidae. The transcript is spliced from 8 exons.
GUCUCGGUGCCUCGUGGAGACUGGACCUAUAGCAGAACAGACAAGUGAGUACUCUGCUGUAGUCUGAGCUGAAGGAGUGGAAGCUUGCAAGAAGAAUCAUGGCUGCAAGGUUUUGUGGAGUCCUUGUCCUUGUUGCAGUGUUCCUCAGUGGGCUGAAUGCAUCAAGACCAGCUUUAAACCAGGAACUAUCCAAUCUUUUCAAUGAGCUGUGGAGGCUGGAUGUGAAUCGCAUGACGCCUGGCACAGACUACACAAUAUCUGUUCAGGGGAGAGCCAGUUUUGUAAGCCAGGGCAGCCACGUUGUGCAGGAUCACGCCACACAGCCUCUGUUCUCCAACGUUAAUGAGACCAAACUAAAGACUACGACCACCACCUCCAGGUUCAUGAAACUCCUGGACAACUAUGAGCGGUCCACAGGCGUGACAGAGCGAGUCACAACAGAGGAGCAGACUGAGAUUAAUCUCUUCCUGGAUGCCGUCUUACAGACAGAAGUCAUGAAGCGGACUCAUAAGUACCUGGUGAGCAAAGGACAGUCCAGCGCCGACUUGAGGCUGUUUAAGAGUCAGCUAAACUCGAUCUGGUUCAACCUCUACCGCAGACAGAGAAACACAGGCCUGGACUCCUGUGGAUUCGAGCAUGUGUUUGUCGGAGAAACAAAAUCUGGAACAGAAAUUAUUGGUUUUCACAACUGGAUCCAGUUCUACCUGCAAGAAAAAAACAGUUUCUUGGACUACAAAGGAUACAAAGCCAGGGAGCGUGACUUACCUGAUCAAGACGACCAUGUUCUGAACCUCCAGUUCAGUUGGCACAAUCUGGUGAAGCCUGUUGGAAGCGCCUUCAUCGGGACCAGCCCCGAGUUUGAGAUGGCACUCUUCACCAUCGUGUUCCUCAUAAACACAGACAGGAGCACCACGGUGCUGGUCAACAUCGACCAGUGUCAGAUGGAGCUGGUGGUCAUCAGACACGGGCGCUUCCUCGGCACAGCAUAUCCCAAACUGCUCAGCAGCAACAGCAGACAUAUUAGGCAGCAUGCACGCUGAAUUGACUUCUGAUACAAAGUGAUACUCACGUCUUUGUUUGGGAACAUGGGGCACAAAUGGACUGUGGUUUGGUUUUGCUUAGUGUAUUGCAAGACACACAUGUUCAUGUCUCUAUUUUUAUCAGGACUGAAUUAUUUUCAUAAAUAACAGUUUCAAUAAAAAAAUAUCUGGUGCUUUUUAAAAUCAAAUAUUUGGUGUUUUUUAUGUUUUGUCUUCAGAAAAUGAAAUCACUUUCAAUUAACCUUUGUAAUACACUUAAAUCAUAUCUUUGCAGUCAUGCAAUUAAUUAAAUUGUGAAUAUGUAGAAGAAAUUCUUUAUUUACAUAAAACCUGCAGUACCACAGUGUGGAAGUACCCCAGUACAUUAUGUUGUUGUACACUGUUAAAUGUCCUCAGGUAUCAAAACUACAUAUGGUGUUACUGUUGACAUUUUAGCAUAUGACCAGUAUUUUAAUGCUGCAGGUGGUCUGUGUAUAUUAAUGCAAAAAGCUGCAAGUAAAUUACUAUUUCUGUCUAUUCUUUCUAUCUUUAUCUGAGUUUUAUUACAUAACAGAGACAAAGCCCAUUGGCAGGACAAGUCUAAUAAAUGAAUAUAUCAGAUGUGAGGCCACGUAAAGCCUCUAUGUUGUUAUCCUAUUAAUUAUUAUUAUUUUUGGGGAUUAUAAAAUAAAUGCAGUAAAAGUAUAUUAUCUCACAAAAUUGAAACAUUCAAAUAA